CGACCUGCAGAGCACCGCCUCCACCAUGUCCAAGAAAGGGCCCAGCGGGAGAGCCAAGGGGGAGCGGCUCGAUGCCUUCGCCGCGCUGCAGGCGGCCAAUGAGGAGCUGAGGGCCAAGCUUACAGACAUCCAGAUCGAACUGCAGCAGGAGAAGAGCAAGGUCAGCAAAUUAGAGCGGGAGAAGACCCAGGAGGUGCGGCACGAGCAGCACAAAGCGACAGUGGUGGUGACGGAGCUGCGGGCCAAACUGCACGAGGAGAAGAUGAAGGAGCUGCACGGCCUGCGGGAGGCGCUGCUGCGGCAGCACGAGUCCGAGCUGGUGCGCAUCAUCCGGGUCAAGGAUGGUGAGAUCCAGCGGCUGCAGACGCUGGUGAACACGCUGCGCGACGGCCCCGCCGAGAAGCUGCGCAGUGCCCUGCUGGUGGAGGCCCGCGAGGAGGCCCGGCGCGCCUUCGAGGGCGAGCGCGGCCGCAUGCAGAAGGAGAUCUACGAGCUGAAGGCCGUCAAGCGGCACACGGAGGAGGCUCUGAUGGCCGCCGUGCAGGCCGACAAGGACAAGGCUGCCGAGAUCCGUAGUGUUUACCACCUGCACCAGGAGGAGAUCGGCCGCGUCAAGAGGGAGUGCGAGCGUGAGAUCCGCCGACUGGAACAGCAGUUGGACGAAAAGGAUGCUCGCCGUUUCCAGCUCAAAAUCGCCGAACUGAGCGCCAUCAUACGCAAGCUGGAGGACCGCAAUGCGCUGUUGUCUGAGGAGCGCAACGAGCUGCUCAAGCGUCUGCGGGAGGCCGAGGCCCAGUACAAGCCCCUGCUGGACAAGAACAGACGGCUGAGCAGGAAGAACGAGGAACUGGCCCACGCCUUCAGACGCAUGGAGAACAAGCUGAGAUUCGUCACGCAGGAGAACAUCGAGAUGAGGGAAAAGGUCGGGACGAUUCGGCGACCCAGCUCUCUGAACGACCUCGACCAAAGUCAGGAAGAGCGGGAGAUCGAGUUCCUACGGCUGCAGGUUGCUGAGCAGCAGAACAUCAUCGACGACCUGUCCAAAGCAUUUGAAACGGCUGGAUACGUGAAAAGCGUGAUAGAACGAGACAUGUUGCUGAGGUAUCGCCGACAGAGGAAGAAGUUCAUUAAGCCCUGUAAGAAGCCAGUGGUGGAGACGUUUUUCGGCUACGAUGAAGAAGCUUCCGUGGAUUCGGACGGCUCCUCGAUCUCCUACCACACAGACCGGACGCCAUGCACCCCGGAUGACGAUCUGGAGGAGGGCAUGAUGAAGGAGGAGACGGACCUGCGCUUCCGGCAGCUCACCAUGGAGUACCAGGCCCUCCAGCGGGCUUACGCUCUGCUUCAGGAGCAGGUCGGAGGGACGUUCGACGCCGAGAGGGAAGUCAAGACCAGAGAACAGAUGCAAGCUGAGCUCAUGCGAUACCAGACGAGAAUCGAAGACCUGGAGCUCGCUAUGGCACACCAAGGCCAGGACGUGAAGUGGAUAGAGGAGAAGCAGGCGUUAUACCGGAGAAACCAGGAGCUUUUGGAUAAGAUCAAGCAGAUGCAGACGGAGGAAUCGCGUCUGAAGCACGACAUCCAGGACGCGAAAGACCAAAACGAACUCCUAGAAUUCCGCAUCCUGGAGCUGGAGGAUCGUGAGAGGAGGUCCCCGGCCAUCAACUUCCACACCAUCCACUUUGCGGAGGGCGUGAGCCCUCUGCAGGUCUACUGCCAGGCGGAGGGCGUCACCGACAUCGCCAUCGCAGAGCUCAUGAAAAAGCUGGACAUUCUUGGGGAUAACGCCGUAAGUAACCUGACCAAUGACGAGCAAGUGGUCGUUAUCCACGCUAGGACUGUAUUAACCUUGGCUGAAAAGUGGCUUGAGCAGAUAGAGGUCACCAAAUCAUCUCUGCAGCAGAAAAUGCUGGACAUCGAGAACGAGAAGGUUCACUUCAGCAAGCAGAAGGGAUAUCUGGAUGAAGAGCUGGACUUCAGGAAGCAGUCGAUGGAUCAGGCGCACAAAAGAAUCCUCGAGCUGGAGGCCAUGCUGUUUGACGCUCUGCAGCAGGAAGCAGGAGCCAAGGUUUCAGAGUUGCUGUCGGAAGAGGAGCAGGAGACGCUACGGAGGUCUGUGGAGCAGUGGAAGAGGCAGGUGAUGAGCGAACUCAGGGAGAGAGACGCCCAGAUUCUGCGAGAGAGGAUGGAGCUGCUCCACCAUGCCCAGCAGAGAAUAAAAGAACUAGAAGAGUGGAUAGAAGCACAGAAACGACAGAUAAAAGAACUGGAGGAAAAGUUUUUAUUUUUAUUUUUGUUUUUUUCUUUAGCCUUCAUUCUUUGGUCGUAGUUUUCCAGCAAAUCGAGGAGGUGGGUGCUUAAAUACCUGUGUACGACGGUACUUUGUUCUUCGGUUACCAGGUCUGCAAAUAUUUUUUCGGCGUCUUACGAAAUACGACGGGAUUUGACCCAAGAUUCCCCCUUACUAUGUACAUGCUCGUUUGUGAAGAUUUUCUGUGUUUGUGGAAAAGCGGCCAAAAUACCUGACAUUGCUCUCAAGCGCGUUUCUAAAUCCACGGAAAUACUCCAAAGCUUUGUCCUGGACCCCAGAGGAUUUCAAACACUUUUUUGCGAUGUAUCCUUUCGAAACCCGGAGAGACGAUCGCCCCUUGGAGGCAGAUUAGAAAUCAUCCUGCAUGGGAAUUAAAGGACUUUUUAAACGACGCUUUAUUGUCCCUGCUAAGCAGGCGGUAUAACGGGUUGCUUCCAUGUGGAAGCAUGAAGGAGGAGAGAGACGGACCUGGCCAGCUCUCUGUGUUCCGUGAUUCCCGGUGGCCAGAUACGGUGGAUUAUGUUAGGGUCCUCAAUAUUAGUGUUUGAAACUAAAUAUAUGCCAAACAAUGGAAUCAUCAAUGUCUUUUUUUCCCUUUGUGUUUAAUUCAGAUUUAAAUAAAUUUAUCGAAACGGUAAACGACCUAUGAACGGACAGUUUUGAAUUGAAGAAAUCUCAAGCAAAAAUAAAGCCGCUGAGGCUUUUAUUUGGCCCGAAACAUUUACCUCAUUCACGUGGUGCUUUUGAGACAAUUACUAUUAAAGUGCUGUUGUGAGGAAGCCUGAAAUAAGCAGUCGUUAAAGGACCGAAGCCUGUCCCGUGGUCCAGGCAGCAGGUACACAGGCGAACAGAACAACUGGAGACGCGAGGAAAUAAAAAGUCGUUUGAAUGCGUGAAUGAAUGCGAUGUGAUCCUUGAUUAUACAGUCAAAUGAGCGAUGCUCCGUAUCUGGAAAAUAAAGAAGCAAACUGUAAGCUUUCACGUUACAGUGACCUUGAUUCAUACAACGAAACCGAUUCAAAGCAGGGUUUGAGGUCAAUACGAGAGUCUUCACUUGGCACUGGAUCACCCGAGAAUGUACGAACAGAUUUUCUCCGGAGGAUUUUCCUCCAACAAGGAGAUGGUCUUAGUAGCAGGAAACAAGGAUGUUCUCUUGCCAGCUGUUUGCACUGCCAGGAUUCUCCUGCCAACUAGAAACUGCUGCCAAUCAGGGCCGGCGUUUGCCGCCAGGCAGUUACUGCUCUGACAUCAGGUGCGGCCAUCUCCUAUAAAUCAAGGGAUUCGGAUCUGGAUCCUAGUACUGGUGUCAGUCCAGGGCAUCAUCGGCUCUCACAGGAAGAGGGCACUUCAGAGGGAAAUCGUUCUCCGAGCUUCAACCACAGACAUCUCCUGGCCUCAACCUCCAACCUCUAACAUCUGCUCUGUGAUACAAGGGCGAGGACAAGCCAUUGAACAUCUACAGGCGUUUGACUGCUGACUCCAAGGUGGACCCAAUUCACUGUUCUGCAUCAAUUACCUGGUACCUCGCUGCAUCCAGUCCUCGUUGUAAUUGGCGUGCAUCAUACCUCUUGUUAGUCCUGGGUGCGGGAGACCCAACUGAGAGGUGAACGUGUAACUAUGUGGUUGUUUCUGUCCAGAGAUUCCAGCGUUUGAGGUUCACCUGUGUGAAUCAAGCUGACCACUCAUUACCUUCUGUUACUUGUUCAGUAGCUUCUGUGCUUUUACCGUAAAGCAUUAUGGUCGUGUCGUAACUACAUCGCUCCUUCCCAUUUCCACGGUACACGGCAGAGUUCAUUCACAAUACCGUCAGAAAGUUUAAAAGCUGAGUGAUUGACUGUUCUAUGCAGGCACUUCUAUAACUGCCUUAAUUUAAAUUAUUUUUAUGAGGAAUUUACGACCUUAUGGCCUUCUUGGAGAAAAAUUAUGAAUGGUGUGGUUUUUGUUUUUUUUGCACGAUGUGUUAACUUGGACUUAAAGCAGAUGUAUUUCUCUGUAUAGAUGAAAUGAGGGCAAAUUAAAGUUAUCACAUGUGGGUUAA
This is a messenger RNA of Paramormyrops kingsleyae, 4349 nucleotides long. It is a transcript of the gene jakmip3, whose product is annotated as Janus kinase and microtubule interacting protein 3. NCBI's taxonomy places the organism in Eukaryota, Metazoa, Chordata, Actinopteri, Osteoglossiformes, Mormyridae. The record is from RefSeq and is a predicted model, not a curated record. Gene Ontology annotation, molecular function: kinase binding; microtubule binding.